This is a messenger RNA of Mixia osmundae IAM 14324, 1534 nucleotides long. RefSeq lists its product as uncharacterized. The transcript has 7 exons. NCBI's taxonomy places the organism in Eukaryota, Fungi, Basidiomycota, Mixiomycetes, Mixiales, Mixiaceae. The record is from RefSeq and is a predicted model, not a curated record. Gene Ontology annotation, molecular function: phosphoglycolate phosphatase activity; alkaline phosphatase activity. The coding region runs from base 150 to 1112 and encodes 320 amino acids.
AGCAGGGAAGGCGGCAAGAACAAGGUCGAGCUGGACAUCGUUCGGAGAGAUCUCAAGCGAGAUUGAUCUGCAAGCCAAAUGCAUUCUUCGUGUUGUCAGGAUUGGAUCAGUCAAUCGUCGCGACUUGCUCUUUUUUUGAUCGCGCGCAGAUGACGCAUGAACUCGAGUCGAUUGAGGACUACAGAGAUCUCUUUGACAAGUUUGACACGUUCCUCUACGACUGCGAUGGCGUGAUAUGGCAUGGCGAUAACGUCAUACCCGGCGUCGCAGACUUCCUCGCGUACCAGCGCAAGCAAGGCAAGAAGCUCAUCUUCGUCACCAACAAUGCCACCAAAGCGCGUGAAGGGUUCAAGGCCAAAUUCGACAAACUUGGCCUAGAGGCUCACAUCGAAGAGAUCUUCGGCUCGGCCUAUGCUAGCGUAGCCUAUCUCAAAUAUGUCUUGGAUUUCCCCAAAGAUAAGAAAGUCUAUGUUAUUGGCGAGGAUGGGCUAGAGAAAGAGCUCGAAUCGGAGGGCAUCGCCUACUGCGGCGGCACAGAUUCCAAAGACAACGUGUUCGUACCCCUGAUGGAUUUCAGCUCUAUCCAGUCGGAUCCAGACGUCGGAGCCGUCAUGGCGGGCUUCGACAUGCACAUCAACUACAAGAAGAUCGCCAAAGCCCAUCGCUAUCUGCAAGAGAACAAAGGCUGCCACUUCAUCCUGACCAACGACGACACAACGUUUCCUCAUUCCGAUGGCAAGCUCUACCCUGGUUCUGGAGCGAUCAGCGCGCCCUUGCGAUAUGCAGUAAAGAACAAGCCCAUCGUCGUUGGCAAGCCGAACCAGCCCAUGCUUGACUGCAUUCUCAAAACGCACGACAUCGACCGAGAGCGAACGCUGAUGAUCGGUGACCGGCUGGACACCGACAUCGCUUUCGGCAAAAAUGGUGGCAUCAAGACUUUGCUCGUACUGACGGGCGUACAAAAGCGAGAAGACUAUCAAGCGAAAGAUGCAGAAGUCGUGCCGGACUACGUCAUCGAAUCUUUGGGCGACCUGUCUGCCCUCACUGAUAGCAACAAGAGGCCGCUCAAUGGCACUGAUGGUAGCAAAGAAGCAAAACGCAGGAUAGAUUAAGCCGGCUAGAUGCAUUGGUUCUUGUCGUCUGACUUCAGAGUGGACAUGUCUACCAACUGCACCUGCUUAUCGCGAUAUUCUGAUGAUGCUUCGGUGAAGGUCGCGGCAUCUCGGGCGCUACACGCCGGGUAAGGCUCUGCCUUUGGAACGUGUUGUAACUUACUCAACCGUACGUGCCUUCACUGUGUUCAGGAUCAAGAUCAGCUGGGUGGACUCAUCGUAAGGGUGGUGUGGCUCAAGCUAACUUUCCACUCGACUUCGGCGAGCACGUCCCAUGUCAGCGUCUCAAGAAGAGCUAGACUGUCUCGAUCUGACUUGAAGCAGAUGUGGCGUUCGAGGUCGGAAAAAAAGGCCCCGUCGAGCACGACCUCGAUGUUGAGCGUUGCGUUGCUAAUGCAAUCCGUGCACCCGUCAAGAGAAGA